Macrosteles quadrilineatus (aster leafhopper) is the source of this 1377-nucleotide messenger RNA. RefSeq lists its product as uncharacterized. The transcript has 3 exons. Bases 127 to 552 code for a protein of 141 amino acids. The record is from RefSeq and is a predicted model, not a curated record. NCBI's taxonomy places the organism in Eukaryota, Metazoa, Arthropoda, Insecta, Hemiptera, Cicadellidae.
CGAAGCUGAUUCGUUCUUUCGAAGUGAGAGUUUGAGUGAAGCGGUUGUCGUCGGUGUUGUUAGUCGAUUUGAUACAGCUUUCUCGCCUUUAUUACCGUUUUAAUUACGUUAAACUUGUGUUAUAAUAUGGCCGAUACCGCAGCAGAAGUAAAGCCCACCCAGGCAUCGCCUGAAAAGAAAGUUGAGAAGGUCGAGAAGGAGGAGAAGGUAGUUGAGAAGGAAGUAGAGAAAGUAGAAGAAAAGACGGAGGAGAAGCCUGUAGAAAACGGAAACGCAGACAGCGAGACACCAAAGGACAACGGCACGGCGGAGGAACACGAGGAGGACUCAAAAGACUCAAAGGAAGAAGAAACGAAAGAAAACGGAAACUCUACCGAUGAAAAAACGAAUGGAGUAAAAGCUCCGAAUUCAGGAUAUAAGAGGAAAUCGGAAGGCGCAGGAGACGCCCCCGACGGAGCCCCAGCAGAGACCGAUGCAGUCAGUCCGCAAAAGAAGGCCAAGCUAGACGAAGAGGCUCCCACAGAAAACGGAGUAGCAGAACCGGUUGCCUAAGAUUAUUUGUGUCUAUUCGAUGUGCUAGGAUGUGUGUGAUUGAGUGGGUAGACUGAUUCAAACUGUUUUUAUUUUUUUACUUUCAUCCGCCACUACCGCGGUAUACCCACUUGAUGAACUACUUCGUUUUUAUCUGUCCUCAUAAGUUUUAGACUCAUCCGAGUGGUUGUAAAAGUGAUAAUUUUUUUCAGUGUUAAUUUUCAUCAUUCCUUCUUAUAUAUUUUCGUUGGGGCUCGGAAACAAGUUGGGGAUCUAUUAGUGUAAGAACCUGUACUUAGAAUGUACCUGGUGGCUAUGUGUACAAAUUAGUUACCUACCCCUUAACUAUUCCAGCAUUUUAAGUGAGUAAUUUAAACAUGUUGUUACUAAGCGCACGUUUGUCCCGUGAUAUUGACCCUGUUGUUAUGUAAACAGUUGAUGUUGUUAUUAGUGAAUAAGAUAACAGUAUUAUGGUGCAUAUGAAGCUGUCUAGUAAAACCUAAUGUUACUAUUACUACUUAAAAUGAAUCGGGUUAGGUCAAGUUUAAUGUUCAAUCGACUACCUUUUACGAUGCUGCCAAAUUUUUUAUCAUCAGAUAUGUAACCGACGUGCAUUUUAUCCUAAGACUGUUUAAUUGUAUUAAAUAUCCUCAUGUCAAUUCCCCAAAGUACUAAGUAAGUUAAUCUUGCCCUUUUGAAUUGGCCCGACCUAGUGUUUAUUUUCAUGACAAACGUUGAUCUGUAUAUUUGACUAUGACAUAGUUUGGAAACUAACAUAAUUUAUUUUGACUGUGUUCAUAAUUUUAUAUCUUAAUCGAUUUGCAAUAAAGCAUUUAGUUUCCACCA